AUGAUUUUUCAAAUACUAGUAAUAGUACUCGGCGUCGUUUUUGUAACUGGAGAGCCGCAAUCACGUCUAGUCAUUACAGCUCAAGGACCUGUGAGGGGUUAUAAACAACCCGGUGAUGACGUGUAUGUAUUUCAUGAGAUACCUUACGCCACAGCACCGACUGGACCACAUAAGUUCAAAGCCCCUCUUCCUCCACCAAGUUGGUCAGAACCAUUCGAAGCAGUUCAAAACAACAUUGUAUGUCCACAAGUACCUCAAGAACGACAUACUCAAGGCAAAGAAAUAAAAGUGCAAGAAGACUGUCUCAUUACUAACGUUUAUGUGCCCGACACAGAAGCUAAAAAUCUUCCUGUGCUAAUUUAUGUACACGGAGGAGCAUUUCAAUAUGCAUUUGGCUCAGUUAAAACACCAAUUAACUUGGUAAAAACAAAAAAAAUAAUAGCAGUCAACUUUAAUUAUCGCCUUGGUCUUCACGGUUUCCUUUGCCUGGGGACAGAAGAUGUACCAGGUAAUGCUGGAUUGAAAGAUCAAGUAGCAUUACUACGUUGGGUUCAAAAGAAUAUUGCUUCUUUUGGAGGAAAUCCAAAUGACGUUACAAUAGCUGGAUGGAGCGCUGGGGCUUCAUCUAUAGAUUUAAUGGUACUUUCACCAAUCACUAGAGGUUUAUUUCAUAAAGUCAUACCUGAAAGUGCAGCUGGUAUAUCAGCAAUAACUAUACAAAUGGAUCCAUUGGAAAACGCAAAAUUUGUAGCAAAUAAAUUCAACUUCGAUCACGGCAACGAUAUUAAUGCUUUAGAAGCAUUUUACAAGAAUAUGUCUUACUCGAAUUUAAUUAACGCGGAUGUAUUAAGUACGCCAAAUGCUGCUACUCUAAUCUCACCAUGUAUUGAACGAGAUGUGGGUGAUGAAAUAUUCUUGGGGGAAAAUGCAUUAGAUAUUUUGAAAAGAGGAGACUUCCCAAAACUACCAACUUUGUAUGGUUGUACUGACCGAGAAGGUAAAUAUCGAAUAGAUAAUUUCGAUACGUGGAAAGAUAUGAUGAACGAAAAUUUUUCUAUUUUUCUUCCACAAGAUUUAGAAUUUACAAACGAUGAGCAGAAAGAAGAAGUGGCUCAAGAAGUUAAACAAUUUUAUUUUGGCAAUCAGUCUAUAAGUGAAGAAAAUAUUUUAAGCUACGUCGAUUAUUUCACGGAUACUAUGUUUUCAUAUGGAAUAGCAAGAGCUAUUAAAAUGCAGGCUGAAGCUGGCAACGAUAAAAUUUAUUUGUAUUAUUAUAGCUUUGUUGACGAUGAUGAAAAUUAUAUUCCGCACACAAAUAUUCGUGGCGCCCGACAUUGCGCUCAGAAUUAUGCAGUACUAGACCGUUUACCCAACGAGGAAAACAUAUCGGAAGAAAACAAAAAAAUGAAGAUUAUCAUGAGAGAUUUAUGGUUAAACUUCAUCACAACGGGGGAACCUGUAACUAAAGAUUCUUCUUAUCCAGAAUGGCCUCCUACGGAUGAAAAUCGAUCACCUUAUAUGUCGCUAAAUAUCACUCCUGAACUGCAUACAUCGUUUCUUCAUCAGCGUGUUUUCUUCUGGGACAAUAUUUACGAUAAAUAUUAUAAACCACCAGUGCCGCCCCAUUAGUUCUAUCCGUUAUUUUGUUUAUUUAAUAAAAAAGUUUUUUUUAUGUAUAAUAGUAGUUUUUAAAUAUCCGAAGUUACCUUUGUAAUAUAUACUGUUGAUAUAAUAUCUUGUUCUUAAUAUAAUCCAAUUAGAGUCACUCUGCUUUCUCAGAAUUUCCUCAGC
This is a messenger RNA of Vanessa tameamea, 1791 nucleotides long. RefSeq names its product venom carboxylesterase-6-like. The coding region runs from base 1 to 1629 and encodes 542 amino acids. The record is from RefSeq and is a predicted model, not a curated record. NCBI's taxonomy places the organism in Eukaryota, Metazoa, Arthropoda, Insecta, Lepidoptera, Nymphalidae. The transcript has 3 exons.